AUGGGGGAGCCAUUUGCAGUAUGGAAGAAUCCAAUGACAAAUAGUUGGUCUGUAAUGUCGGAUGUUUGUCCUCAUCGGUUGGCGCCACUCUCCCAAGGGCGAAUUAAUGAAGAAACGGGUUGUGUGGAAUGUGGCUAUCACGGAUGGCAAUUUCAGAAUGAUGGUACCGUGUCGGUGAUUCCACAGAUGGACAAAGGCAAAAGUUCAGUCGAAAAGGUGAAACCAGCAACCUCAUUUGCCGUGCACGAAACGGGAGACCUUCUAUGGGCAUUCCUACCCACAAACCUUCAUGGUGAGUCAUUUCCCAAAACACUGCUUCAUGAAGACUACUACUUUCCCGGUCUGAAGAUGGACAUGGCUCGGGACGCCACCUAUUAUGUUCAGGAGAUGCCAUCUUCGUUCCAUAUGAUAGUGGAGAAUGGUCUUGAUCCUGCUCAUUUUUCCUUUGCGCACUGUGGAGUCAUUGCAAGAAGAGACGAUGCUGCUCCGAUGCCGGAUAUGAAGGUCGUUUCGUCGAAUUUUACAAACUUGGAUAUCUAUACUACCUACAAGAGAAAUGGGGAAUCCCGUGAAAGAAUCUAUUCCUAUCAGAGGCCAUGUCUGUUGUAUAACAAGGAAAAGGUGCCGAGUUCAAAUCAAGAGGAUAAGUCAACGUGGCUCCCUGCUGUCUUGUUCUUCCUAGUGCCAAUACGUGAGGGUCGCACACGUAUCAUAACGUCUGUGGAAAAGGUUUCGAAAUCUUACCUACCUGCUUGGGUCACUCAUUUGGCCACACGGCGAUUAUUUGAAGGUGACUAUUUCGUCCAUCAAGCCGAACUCAAUAGGGUAGAAAAGAAUCUAAAAUAUGUGGAGCCGACAACUAGUGAUACCGGGCCGCGUGCCUGGAACAAAUGGAUGCAACAAUAUGGAUUCUCUGAUUCGCCAGCACACACCUUUGGAACGGCAUCAAAGGAGAAUUUGGUUCCGAUGAACUUUGCUGAAAUGCAGAACCCGUGGAGAAUACACACAUCAACAUGUUCGAAAUGCCGUGCUGUGUUGAGACGAGCACGUAAAACUCAACGUUGGUCCAUAUUGGGCGGCAUAUUGGGCGCGUCUUUAUUGCAAGGGCGAAAGAAACUAAGCGUGGCAUACUUGGUUCUAUCUGCUGGUAUCCUCCUUCAUUUUCUGGCAAAGAAAGUUACUACGUUAAUGGAGGGUAGUAGCCACCCGUCUGAUGCUCCUGAGAGGAGUUUUUCUAUGAGUGCCAAGUAG
Messenger RNA from Cylindrotheca closterium, 1251 nucleotides. NCBI's taxonomy places the organism in Eukaryota, Bacillariophyta, Bacillariophyceae, Bacillariales, Bacillariaceae. The record is from the annotation of a GenBank genome assembly.